UUCAGCACUCAAUCCCUGUUUGCCUCCGCCGGCGGAAUCGACUCUGUCUGCCGCAGGAGCGGGGAGAUUAAAAUAAAAUGAAGGCGCGGCAGUUCGUGAAUGUGGUGAUGCGAAAGUAUGGCGCUGCCAGAAGCACCAGUUUGUAUACAGUGAGUCGUAUCAAGGCAGAGGAGCAACUCUUCUACCGAUCCACGGCGGAAGCACAAGCAGCAGCAGCAGCAACAUCACGGCGAAAAAAGAAUUUCAAUAUGGCGCUGCCAUCAUCAGCCGUGGUGCCUCCAUGGAUGGAUAUCAUGUCACGGAUGCCUCCGGGCAUGCUCAGAUUCGAGGGAUCCAGCAACCUCGAAUUCUUGCCCUUCUACGAACGAAGCAGCGGUGGAUCUAGCAAGAUCCUCUGCCUGGACUCGUCGGGUCGCUCCUUCUUGUAUGACAUUGACGCCGGCUCCUCCCACCCAGUUCCAAGCCUCAACACUCCCAAGGGGGAUACCCCCAUCUGCUUCUCCCUUCCCAGUCCCGACGCCCUCGACCCCGACCGAGCUGAUGCCUUGUACGUUAUGAACCUGUUCCCUGUGUGUCGCAAUCCAUCCAACUUCGAGGUCCUCAAGUACAGCGACCCUUCCAGUUGCGACAAGAUGGAAGGCUGGAAUUGGCACCGGCUCCCACCACCCAUGGCCUAUGUUGACGCUUCCAUUAUCAGGUGCCAUACGCAGCUUCACAUUCACGGGGAUCCAAUUUUUCUUGUUUCAUCUCCCGCAACAACUGACAUCGGCACCCAUUGCUUCAACACGGUCUCCGGCAAGUGGUUUAAGGCUGGACACUGGACGCUGCCCUUCUUUAACCGUGGUGAGCAUGUGCUGGAGCUCGGCAACCUUUGGUUUGGCAUCUACAAUUAUUCACCCAACUACUUUUGCGCAAUGGACCUGUCAUCUAUUCGUCAGGACAAUCCUCCUUCUUUGCUGUACAAAUGGCAAGACCUCGAUCUGCCUGAGGAUUGGGUAUUGAUAGAUUGCAGCUUUGUCUACCUGGGAGCUGGGAGGUUUUGCAUUACCAAAAUCUUUGAGUUUGGAGAGGACGAAGACACGGGCCACCCCACUGAUAUGGGUGCUGUGAUUUCUGGUGUGGAGGUGGUGCCCAGCGACAAAACACUGCAGAUGGUCAAACACAAGUCCAAAUUCUACAACUUCGUCAGGGAUGAAAUCGUGCGUGUCUUCUAAGGUGAACUUAGUGAGAAAGGAAGCAAAUAAACCAAGGGAGUGGCAGCAGUUCCUGGGGGAAUGUAACUGUCUGUUCUUUCCCUUUUCAUUACUAUUUAGUAGUUCCAGCAGCAGCAGUGAAAGUAACAUGGUUGUAACUUAUGCUCAGUUCCUUAGAUAUGUUAUGUCAUUCCAUUUA
Molecule: messenger RNA, 1392 nt
Organism: Hordeum vulgare subsp. vulgare (domesticated barley)
Lineage: Eukaryota; Viridiplantae; Streptophyta; Magnoliopsida; Poales; Poaceae
Exons: 2
Coding region: 78-1214 (378 amino acids)
Source: RefSeq, a predicted model, not a curated record